This is a messenger RNA of Aspergillus ochraceoroseus IBT 24754, 801 nucleotides long. RefSeq lists its product as uncharacterized. The transcript has a single exon. Gene Ontology annotation, molecular function: oxidoreductase activity. The record is from RefSeq and is a predicted model, not a curated record. Lineage: Eukaryota; Fungi; Ascomycota; Eurotiomycetes; Eurotiales; Aspergillaceae. The coding region runs from base 1 to 801 and encodes 266 amino acids.
AUGGCACCUGUCACUGCUAAAUACACGGGCCAGCUGCGUGAUAAACGGAUUCUUAUUGUUGGAGGCACCUCCGGCAUCGGAUACAGUAUAGCAGAGGCCGCUUUAGAACAUCACGCUGUGGUUACCGUCGUCGGUUCCAACCCGAUCAAGCUCAAGGACGCAGUGUCUCGGCUUGAGAAAUCUUAUCCUUCUGAGACGGCAGGUGGCCGGGUCCGAGGGAUUGCGUGUGAUCUUGCAGAUUCGUCAAAUCUCGAGGAUAACGCGCAAAAGAUCCUUGCAUUUGCAGCGGAGACGUCCAAAAUCAACCACAUUGUGAUCACAGCUGCCGAUAUGACACAACCGCCGUCUCUGAUGGAAUUCACAGUUGAGAAGGUGGAGAGGACGGGAACAAUCCGAUACAUGGCACCCUUGAUGUUCGCCAAACACCUGCCUCGGUUCAUGGACUUGAGUGCAGCUAACUCCUUGACGCUCACGAGUGGCGCCCAUGCCCACAAACCAGAUCCCGGCUGGACGGUCAUCUCGGGAUAUUGCGGUGCGGUGGAAUCCAUGGCGAAAGGACUCGCAAUUGAUCUCCAGCCAUUACGGGUAAACGUCGUGUCACCCGGUGCCAUUAUGACCGAUGUAGUCAAGGACAUCCUAGGAGAUGCGUACGACAUUGCCAUAAAGAUGGCCAAGGAGAAGUCACUAGUUGCCAGUGCGGGCACGCCAGAGAAUAUUGCUCAAGCUUAUCUCUACCUCAUGAAAGAUCAAUAUGUAUCUGGGACGGUACUGGAGUCUAAUGGUGGUAUGUUUCUCGCUUGA